AUGAGUAUGUCAGAAAGACUAGUGCUGAAAUUAAGCUAUUGGAGAAGAGACAUGCAGAAAAGAUGAGAUUAAAGGAACAAAGAAGAAGUGAACAAGAGAAAAACAUUGAAAGGAAGAAAUCCGUUAAGGAAGCUAAGAAGCAGCGUAAACUUGCCAGAAGAGAACAAAGAAAACUAGACGAACAAAAUGGAGAGACAAACAUGCAUCAAGAUAGUGAAAGUGAUAAUGGUAGUGACAGUGAAGAUGAUGAGAAUAAUUACCAAGACGUUCCUGAAGAUAUCGAUAGUGACUUAUUUAGCGAAGUUGAAGAGUAG
This is a messenger RNA of Tetrapisispora phaffii CBS 4417, 314 nucleotides long. RefSeq lists its product as uncharacterized. The annotation marks the transcript as partial. The record is from RefSeq and is a predicted model, not a curated record. NCBI's taxonomy places the organism in Eukaryota, Fungi, Ascomycota, Saccharomycetes, Saccharomycetales, Saccharomycetaceae. The transcript has a single exon.